AUGCUUUCCUUUUCAAAAGCUCUUGUCUUUAUAUCUUUUCUAUUCUUUCAAGUCAUAUUCUUUCUUUCAUUUUUUUAUUCCAAUUUCUUUCAUAUUUUUUUCUUAGGGUACCAUCUCCUUUCUUGCUGUUGUUAUCUAUUUUUAUUUUUUGUUCAUAAUCUUUCUCUCUCCAGCCUUCUAUUUUUCUCUUUCUUUUUUGACAAGGAAACUUAUAGAUUAUCAUUUUUCCCUUUCUCUUUUCACCCAACAUCUUCCUUUCACACUCUUUAUUAUACUUCUGUCCCUAGGAUACUUAUUUUCAAGCAGCUUUUAAUUUGGAUAUAUAUUUAUCUCUCCUUUCUUCUAUAUUAUAAUUAUUUUUUACUCUCCUGUCAAUUGUUUGUUUCUUUUUUUCCCUCUCCUUCCUUUCUUCCUUCUUUUUAUCCUUCCUUUCUUCAUCCUUUCUUUUUUUUUUAUUCCUUCUUGCUUGCUUGUCAGUUCAAUAUUUUUCAAUUGAUUUUUUCUUCUUUUUACCUCUUUUAUUUAUAUCCACUCUCUUCUUGUCCACUAAAAGAAUUCUUUCUUUUUUUUCUUUUCUUUCUUUCUUUCUUUCUUUCUUACUGUUUUCUGCCUCUCUAUCUAUCUUCUUCUUCACAUGUCCUUUCCUCUUCCACUAAUGUCUCUCUCCAAUUUCUAAUUCUUUCUUUCUUUUUUCUUUCUUUUUUUUCUUUCUUUCUUUCUUUCUUUUUUACUGUUUUGUAUCUCUCUAUCUAUCUUCUUCACAUGUCCUUUCCUCUUCCACUAAUGUCUCUCUCCAAUUUCUGUUUGGGUCUCUCUGGUAUCUGCCAUGCUUUUUGUUCUUUAUCGUUUUAUUUGCUUUUCUCUCUCUCUCUCUCUCUCUCUGUCUUUUCAACUUUGACAUCUUUGCAAGAAUUCUCUCCCUCCCUCUCUGUGUAUCUUGCUAUUUCUUCUUUCUUUCAACUUGGAUAUCUUGGCAUUUUUGUUUCCACCCUUCUUCUUGUGUGUUGUCCAUAUGAUUGUCAAUUUCUCUUUUCCUCUUGUCGACUGUUUUUGUUUUGCUUGCUUCUUCCUAGUCUUAGGAUCCGUCUCUUGUUCUGA
Molecule: messenger RNA, 1098 nt
Organism: Acanthosepion pharaonis
Lineage: Eukaryota; Metazoa; Mollusca; Cephalopoda; Sepiida; Sepiidae
Source: the annotation of a GenBank genome assembly